GAUUCGUCCGAUCCCGGGUCUCCAGAGGGCGAAGGUCAGCGCGAUAUCCGCGUCAGCAGAGGACCAGAGGUAGAUAGAGAGAUCGACGGGGAGAAAGAAGAAUAAUAAUAAGAGGAAAAACAGCGGAGCUCGACUCCUUUUGGUGCCCUUGAUUGCUCAUAUCAGUGGUGCCAUGGGGCAGCUGCAUCUCAUGCAGCCGGAACGCCAAAUCCAGAUCCGUGGUGGGUCGACUUCUUCAUUGGCCAUAAGAAACGGGCCACCUUGCCAAGAAGAUGAUGAUAAUUAUCACGAUGGCAAGAUAAGGGAGUAUUCAGGGACCGUACUUCCAGAGGACAUUUGGUGUCAUAUACAUUCACUAAUGACACCGCGAGAUGCUGCCCGUGCUGCCUGUGUGUCUCGUGCCUUUCGACGUUCCUGGAGAUGCUACUAUCCCAACCUCAUAUUUAAUAGUAAAACAAUAGGCCUAUCACGGGAUGGCAUGUAUUUCACCCGCAAAGUUGAUCAGGUUUUGGAAAAACACUCAGGCAUUGGCGUGAAGACAUUCGAGAUUGAUUGCUCCUGUUGCGACAAGCUCAAGGGCUAUGAAUAUCUCCAUAGGUGGCUUCAAAAAGUGGUUACACCGGGCAUUGAAAAACUCACCCUUGUGAUGCCUGAGAAUGAGCCAGUCAACUUCCCAUGCCCAGUUCUAUCCAAUGGGAAUGGAAGCUCGAUCUGGGCUCCAUUUAGGGUGCCUUCUUCCCAGCUGUGUUGUGUUGGAGCAGUUGAAACUCAGGAGAUGCUACCAGAUAACCUACCUAAAGAUACCUUCCCGGCUGCAGCGACUCAGCUACCUGCAGGUGACCGUGUUGAGUUCUUACUUGGCGAGUCAUUGCGAUUGAAGAAAUUAGACGUGCUAUGUUACCCCUUCCUCAGAUAUGCACUUGAUGAGCUUCCGUCCAUUGCGCCGAAUCUUGAAACUCUUAGCAUAUAUUCAUGGGUGGUCAAUACAACACUGACGCUCUCGCCUUCCAAGUUCCUCUAUCUGAAAUACUUGAGCAUUUAUAUUAAUGGGUCUUGCGAUUGUCUUUCUCUGGUUUAUUUUCUUGGUGCUGCUCCGUCCUUGGAGACAUUCAAACUGCGCGUACCGAUACAGCUACAACAAUCCAUAGAAGAAUUGCUUUCUGAAGACCCCUCUCAUCUAAGGCAGAUCCCAGGAUACCGCCAUGACAAGCUCCGGAGAGUGAGCAUCUGUAGGUUCCCCUGUUCAAAGAGCGUGGUUGAGUUGACGUCCCAUAUUCUGGAAAAUUCAGCAUCACUCGAGUGCCUUACAUUGAGCACCACCAAUGACAGUUUCAGGUGUUCUGAUGAUCGAUCUGCUAAAUGCUCCUGCUUGAUCAGACCCAUGGAAGCCCAUAAAGCAGCCUUGCUAAUCGAAAGAUACAUCAGGGGGAAAGUUCCCUCUACAGUUCAGCUAGAUGUGGUGGAGCCUUGCACGCAGCCUUCGCCGUGAUGUUCAACUCUGCAAUGUUUAUCAUUGAUUUAUCAUGUGUUUGAACGGUCUAAGUUCUGUAAUCUGAAUAUACUGGGAUGCGCGUUGUUUCUUGGCGCACCAUUAUGUGCAGUGUUUAGCUCUGCAAUACCUUAAUGCAAUCGCUUAAAGUUUGAUGACCUCUCAUAUAACUCUGGACAUCUUCGUAAUUGUUUGCUUGGUCCAAGGUGUCUGAAUUGAACUGGUUCAACGAGCGACCGCAGGUUGGCAGUCGCCACUGUAACGUGCCUGAUCGGCAGAGGAGAUCGAGAAGGAGGGGAUCGGAGUUGGUAGGAGGAAGAAAGGGGAAAGUGGAAGGAGGAGAUAACUUGGAGAGAGGGCAGCUCUGCUCCGAUUCAUUUCAGCCAAGUAAUACACGAUACCCACACCAGCCACACGCGGCUGUACCUAAACACGCCAACCCAACCACCACACGCACACCUACUCGACUGCACUUGGGUCUUCAUCAGGCCCUGCCUCUGCCAGGUGGGCCUCCUUGGAUCUCAUGCUCUUGGGGCCACCGUCAGUCGUGACAUUCUCCCCCCUUGGAAUCCGGCUUGUCCCCAAGCCAGUGACGUUGGAAAACGCCGCUGCAGCGCCUCCAGGUUCUCCCAGGUCGCGAGUGAGGGCGGCCAGUCCCUCCACUGGACACGGACGUGCUGAGUGCGGACGCCGUUGCUGCUCACCUCCCUACUGUCGAGGACGCGGAGAGGUUCUUGCGCUGCCUGCAAAACAUCAUCAGGAGGAGGUAACUCACUUGAUACUGGCACAUCCACUCCAACUGCCUUCUUGAGCUGCGAUACGUGGACCACGGGGUGUAUUCUGCUGGUUUCUGGAAGAAGAAGCCUGUACGCCACCUUUCCCACUCGUGCUUCAAUCUUGUAAGGCCCGUAGUAUCUGAAUGCCAAUUUCUGGUAAGGUCACUGCGCCACCGAGGUCUGGAUAAAUGGUUGCA
This is a messenger RNA of Triticum aestivum (bread wheat), 2462 nucleotides long. RefSeq lists its product as uncharacterized. Lineage: Eukaryota; Viridiplantae; Streptophyta; Magnoliopsida; Poales; Poaceae. The record is from RefSeq and is a predicted model, not a curated record. Bases 173 to 1489 code for a protein of 438 amino acids. The transcript is spliced from 7 exons. Gene Ontology annotation, molecular function: protein binding.